Messenger RNA from Symsagittifera roscoffensis, 1654 nucleotides. RefSeq lists its product as uncharacterized. NCBI's taxonomy places the organism in Eukaryota, Metazoa, Xenacoelomorpha, Acoela, Convolutidae. Bases 630 to 1400 code for a protein of 256 amino acids. The record is from RefSeq and is a predicted model, not a curated record. The transcript has 4 exons.
UCAUUAAAUUUGGCUGUAAUUUCCAGAUGUUUGUAGUGUUUUAUUACCCUUUUUGCAUUGUUAAGGCGUACGUUUCAAUUACAUAUUGCAUAACAACCAGGAAAAAUUGAUUGGAAAAAUAUAAAAAAUAACAGAAAACAAAGCUUGUCAGGGAAAAGUCGAAAAAAAAAUAUUUUGUUCCGCAGAUGAAACUUAAUGCAUAGUUUUUUGUUUAUCAGACAACGUUAUCUUUACUGUUGACAACAGCCAUUUGAGAUUAAGAUUUGUUGGUUUUUAAAGGCAUUUGAACUCAAAUUGACAAUGUCAGAGCCCAUUGAUACAUUUUGAAUCCCAUUCAAAGCUGAGUCGAAAACUAAAAAAUAAUCACAGAAAGCCUUCACAGCUCGCUCAGAUCUUUUAUCACCGUUCUUGUUAAUCCGAUUAUUUGGCCCUCAUUCGAGACAAACACUACACGUGGUACAAUACAAAAGCUGAACUUCUGAAAUAAUUGACGGCCGCAUUUGUCUGACAUCAUCACCAUAUUUUAUAUUAACUUACAUGCACCUACCUACACACGCAAACAGAUUACAUUUUCUUAUCAAGUAAUCAACACAAGAUUGACAAAACUCUAUUUCAUCAUUUUGGUUAUCAUGAAAUUGAUUAAUCUUCCAACCAUGUUUUAUCCGGAAAUGCUCAACAGUUGCCUCGUUGCAAUUCCUACAAUGUUUCAGUUGUGGUCGUGUGUGCUGUUAUGUUGGCUUGGAGGCAGCGUUGGAGGGGUGGACGGUAGCUAUGUGGACAAGCACUAUCCCCGCAGCACCAACGUGUUCGACUGCUGUCUUAAAAACAACAUCCCUGGUCACUGCCUGGAACUGUGUGACGGGAACACGAUGCGCUUCUACGGAAUGGACAUAUGCAUAGGUGCGUACGACAACAUUCGCAUCUACUGUGUACAGAUGAAGUUUGACCAGCAGAAAGCAGUAAUUGAGGGUUCGGACAAGACAGAAGAGGGGGGAAGAGUUGACGGUUCAAACACAAAAGGGCAGGUGAUUGAGGGCGGGCAAAGGGGGAGCAUAAUUCCGAACAGAGGAGGCAUUUGGGGGGAUUACGCGGAAGAUGGCAUGACAGCAUUCGGAAACGUGCGUGACUUCCUCGACAAACCAGUUCGACCCAUGAAACCUUCUGAUGGCAAUUACCCCUCAAGUGCAGUGUCUAUCUCUAUGAUGAGGGAUUCCACGAGAGAUUCCAUGAGCGGAGAAGAGGCAGGGGCGGGGGCCGAGAUGGUGAUGGGACCGAGACCCAAGUCACCCGCAAACUCUUUGCACCCCUACUACCGAGAUACCCGCGGAUUGCUACCGGCUCUCAUUCUGACGUCCUCCCUUAUCCUUUUAUGGUCCCCCUUUGCUCAACUGAUGACAUAACUAAUAACCCAAUGAAAAAAUUACUCAAAUUUUUGCAAUCGAUCAUCGAUUUGACGACUAGUUUGUUAUUUCAUAUUGAGUUUGAAAGAUGCUCAUGUUUUAACCGUUUGGUCUAAUUUAGACGCUAAAUUUUCAUACCAGAGCCAAAAUUUGUGCUGUUUUGCUGUUCCAAAAUUUUAUUUCAGAUAACGUUCAUUUUAAAUGUAGCUUUUUAAUCAUACAAAGUCAAUUAAAAUGUCACAGAGUUCUGGAGU